AUUUAGACCAGAUCAUCAACAUUACGGACCAAGCUCAGAUUUGCCAAGUCUGCAAUGAAAAGUCAAUAUUAUUGAAGAUUUCUGUAUAAACUCAGACAGAUUUAUCAUCACACUUACCCAAAUCCAGAAUAUUUUGUAUUAUUACAAUAUACAUUCAUCAAAUCAUGUUAUCAAAUGGUUCAUUUGUUUUUAUUUCUCCUAAGCAAUUUUAUGAGAAACAUCUGAGGUUAAGUUAUAAAAUGUUACUAAAAACGUAAAACUCCAUCACAUCUCCUCUCUGAGAUAUAAAAGAGAUGCACAACGAAAUGUUCCUCUGGGUUGUAAUGCAUGACCAGCUUUUAUGUUCUUAAAGAAAGCACUAAUCUUUAUCUACUUACAGUAAAUGUAUAAUGUUUGAAUAUUGUAAAAAUGUUCAUGAAUCAGACAGGUUACGUUUUUCGUUCAGCUAGGUCAAUUCAAUCAAGAUCUACAUGAUCGAUGUCAUGUCUCCCAAACUGAAAGUGACGAUUAUUACAAUACGAUAAUCGAUAAGACGACAAUCAACUGAUCUCAUGUACACAGACGGAUGAUCAUGUAGAGACGUCACUGCUGGAGAGGCGAUGUCACCUUUUGACGUGAACACGUAAGAGGGCAGACAUCCUCAGUUUCAAUAAAAGGCGUCCGAUUCAUGAGUCGCUUCAGAGAACCAGGAGCUACAAGAAGGGAUUUAUUACUGUGUUAUUUAUUCCCUAAAGAAGAAACUGAUACUCAGGAUGCAAAAGUGUAUCGGCGGAGUGUGUGUGUCUCUUAUUUUUUGCGCCCUUCUCACGGAGACAAUCGGAAUGGUCAUUGCGGCAAAAGAGAAGAGAGGAUGGACGCUCAACAGCGCCGGUUAUCUCCUCGGUCCUCGUCGUAUUGAUCACCUUAUACAGAUUAAGGAUUCUCCCAGUGCAAGGGGGAGAGAAGAUCUACUUGGUCAAUAUGCCAUAGAUAAUCACAGGAGCCUUAGCGACAAGCAUGGACUUGCGGGCAAGAGAGAAAUGCCCAUGGAAGAGGAUUUCAAGACAGGGGCCCUGAGAAUAUCAGAUGAGGACGUUGUCCAUACCAUCAUAGACUUUCUUUCUUAUCUCAAAUUAAAAGAAAUCGGGGCUUUGGACAGUCUGCCUUCCUCUUUCACAUCCGAGGAGAUCAGUCAACCCUAACUUUGACCAAAUUCUGCAUUCACACAACCUGCACCCGGCUGAACACUGUCUUUUGUUCCUAGUCUUCUUCAAUGCACUGUCCUUACCUGCUGAUAUAACCACGUAACUUUAAUAGUAUAAUUUAAAGACUGAUGUUGAGAUGGAUUCAGAAAUAAAAUUCAUAAAUGGCA
Triplophysa dalaica is the source of this 1351-nucleotide messenger RNA. RefSeq names its product galanin/GMAP prepropeptide (gene gal). Lineage: Eukaryota; Metazoa; Chordata; Actinopteri; Cypriniformes; Nemacheilidae. The record is from RefSeq and is a predicted model, not a curated record. Gene Ontology annotation, molecular function: hormone activity. Gene Ontology annotation, cellular component: extracellular region. The coding region runs from base 753 to 1181 and encodes 142 amino acids. The transcript is spliced from 7 exons.